Messenger RNA from Vicia villosa (hairy vetch), 1194 nucleotides. RefSeq lists its product as uncharacterized. The coding region runs from base 388 to 1014 and encodes 208 amino acids. The record is from RefSeq and is a predicted model, not a curated record. Lineage: Eukaryota; Viridiplantae; Streptophyta; Magnoliopsida; Fabales; Fabaceae. The transcript is spliced from 3 exons.
AGUCACUCUCACUUCACACCUUCUUUGUCUCACUCUUUCUCUCUCACACACACAUUUUUGACUCUCACAGACAACACAGUUAAAUUCCCUUUGGCAGAUUAUUCCUUAUUCUGUCCUCUCUUUCUCUCUCAUGUCCAUAUCUAUUCCACCAUUUUUGUCACCUAUGUACACCACAACUUCCUUUAUUUUGUUCCUUUCUCUAUUUUCCUCAUUUCACUGUUACCUUGGUCAGAGGAAACAAUGCUAUCCAUCCAUAACAUUCAUUAUUCUUUUUUGUUUUGUUCUUCUAUGAAAUGACAUCUUAGGAUUGGACUCUUCCUAGUCUUUCAUUUCCUUUAUCAUUCAUUCAUUCUUCUCUUCAAUCAUAUUAUUCACUCAAGUCCAGUCAUGGCUCAAGAGGAAGAAGGUUGGCCUUUUGGGCUGAAUUUAUUGAAUCCAAGAAAUGUUUUAGUAAGAAACGGUGAAUUCUCUGGAUCGAUCUCCUUCGCCACUUUGUUCACGAGUUCUUCCAUCCGUUCAACUGAUUCUUCCUCAUAUCUUGAUAUAGAGUCCACAGGAUCACUUUUCCAUGACAAGAGCAUCACACUUGGAAGCCUCUUAGGUGUUUCUAGCUUCCUAGAAUUGUCAAGGAGAUCAAUCAGGGGAAGAGAGAUGGAACCCUCAAAGGAAGACAAAAAGAAUCACAAGCUGAAACCUUGGUUGUUCUCACUCUGUACAAAGCUAACUACCGAUGCAGUUAUUCCGAACGAUGUUCCUUCUCUUGGUCAGUACCUUGUAGCAGAGAGAAGAGCUAGACGUGCUAGACGUACUUACAGAAGGAAUCAAUGUGCUUCUGUUGACGGGCAUAAUGUUUUCUCUCCGGUUCAAGAGUCAAACUCACCAUUUGUUGGUAGCCAGGCUGCUCGUAGUUCACCAGUUUCAUCGAAUGAAGAUAAUGGAAGAGAUGCCAAUACAGCAUUGCGGCAGAACAAUAGAUAUGGAACACCAACACCAUUCUCUUCGUUAUGGCGAUGAGUCAAAAAGUGACAACCUUAUGUCACUCAUUUUAGCACUUGUUCAGUUUGUGACUCUCAUGUCCUAAUGUCGAUUACACUGCAAUUUUAAGAAGCUAGAAAUUCAAGCUUCAGUAUCACCACAGUGCCACUGUGAGAACAAACACUUUUCUCAAGUAUAACCUCAUUUUUUUUCUCUCAU